Messenger RNA from Penicillium cataractarum, 1458 nucleotides. Its product is annotated as alpha-ketoacid dehydrogenase kinase family protein. Gene Ontology annotation, molecular function: pyruvate dehydrogenase (acetyl-transferring) kinase activity. The record is from RefSeq and is a predicted model, not a curated record. NCBI's taxonomy places the organism in Eukaryota, Fungi, Ascomycota, Eurotiomycetes, Eurotiales, Aspergillaceae. The transcript has 2 exons. Gene Ontology annotation, biological process: regulation of glucose metabolic process; protein phosphorylation. Gene Ontology annotation, cellular component: mitochondrion. Bases 1 to 1458 code for a protein of 485 amino acids.
AUGCAGAUCUCCUCGUCACCGCCCCCGUUGCCUCUAAUUUCCGUGCUUCUCCCACCUCCCCCCUUCCACCCCUCAAAGCACGCAAUGGCUGCCACAGUGUUAUGGGCGAUGCCAGCGAGAGGGCAGGCCCGGCUCAUACGCACGAAAUUGCGAUUGAUCCGUCAUACCUCGACCUCACAGAAGACUUGGGAUUGGACCAAGCGCUCAACAACUGGAGAUGUUGCUAGAGAUGAGGUUGCCCAGCUGGCUGCUAGCCCUCGUCGCCCCCUGACAUUAGCAGACUUGUUAAAACAUGGGCGUCCACCACUAUCUAAAGACGCGCUUCUAGCUUCGGCGAAUUUCACUCUCUCCUUGCUCCCCGCACGGCUUGCCUCCAGAAUUCAAGCAUUACGAAAUCUGCCUUUCAUAGUCGUUUCCAACCCUCACGUGUCGAAGAUCUACGAAAAUUACCGCCAUUCCCUAUCCACCCUUCUCCCAUACCAACAAAGGCGAAUCACCACCCUCGAGGAGGAAAACCAAUUCGGCGACGUGCUUGCGGACCUUGUACAGACCCAUGCAAAUACCAUUCCGGUUCUCGCCCGAGGAUUCCUGGAGUGUCGGAAAUAUGUCAGCCCCGCAGAUGUGACACGUUUCUUGGAUACCCAUCUGCGUGCGCGUAUCGGUACUCGAUUAAUCGCCGAACAGCACUUGGCGCUUCAUUUUGCUUCUCAGCCAGUCAGCGAUGAGCCACCUAACUGCUCCAAGCCUCGCUCGCCCAAAGAUGCAGUUCCUUCGAAUUAUAUCGGCGUGAUUGAUACUGCGAUUCAACCCGCGCGUAUCAUCCGUCUGUGUGAGGAUUUUGUUGGAGAGAUCUGCGAGCUGAAGUAUGGGGUACGUCCACGACUCGUGAUUGGAGGCGAACCUGAGGCAUCGUUUGCCCAUGUUCCAGUGCACGUGGAGUACAUCAUCACCGAAUUGCUGAAGAAUGCGUUUCGCGCGACUAUCGAAUCUGGAAACGAGCGGGAGCCCAUUGAGGUGACUAUUGCAGCUGCCCCGGACGUGCCAGGGAAAGAGCCGCCGGUCGAAGGCGACGCCGACAUUGGCUUUCAACUAGAUGCCAAUGAUGAGGCGUACCCGAGUGAAGCAAUGGGUGCUUCUAAUCCCUCGUCGCAGAGCAUUACUAUUCGUAUCCGCGACCGGGGUGGUGGUAUUCCUCCGGAAGUCCUGCCUCACAUCUGGUCAUAUAGCUUUACAACAUUCUCGGACGUGGACUUUAAUUCGGAAAAUGGCAAUUUGGAUGCCCUGAACACAAUCUCUAGCAGUGGUGGCCAUCUAAGCAGCAUUGCUGGCCUUGGAUACGGACUACCACUCAGUCGAGCUUACGCAGAGUAUUUCGGUGGGAGCAUCGCUGUGCAGAGUCUUUGGGGUUGGGGUACCGACGUAUACCUAACCCUGAAAGGUGUUGGCAAGGUCGACUGA